Alosa sapidissima (American shad) is the source of this 1272-nucleotide messenger RNA. RefSeq lists its product as uncharacterized. The transcript is spliced from 2 exons. Lineage: Eukaryota; Metazoa; Chordata; Actinopteri; Clupeiformes; Clupeidae. The record is from RefSeq and is a predicted model, not a curated record. The coding region runs from base 90 to 1250 and encodes 386 amino acids.
UGUUUUAAUGUUAACAUCUCAAGUAGCCUACCAGUAACAUCUUGUUGGAUAUCUAGCUUUUCAUUUUAACAUCUAACAUAACUAACACAAUGUUCAGUAAAAGGAACAGGGCCUGUGCCAGCCAGAUCCCUACAACUGAGAAAGGUGGGAUGGCACCGCCCCAAGUUAGUGAAGAUGAAAUAGUUACAACGGUGAGAGAUUUUUUGAACGGUCAUCUCAGGAUGGAGGAGACCGAAAAUAGGAUUGAAAUGAAAUAUGGCAUUGUGAAUGAUGAUGAUAAUUUGUGGCCUAAGGCCGAUUUGCAGCGAGCAUGGGGGAAAAUGCAACGUCUAUCCGAUAGAAAUAAGCUGCCAUUGUCUUUAGUCAUCUUGAAUCAAGCCAUGCUUAGGCGCGAGGCUGCCGAGAAGAAGGAGGCGGCAGAAAGGGUUGAUGCGCUCAAGAGAGAAUUGUCUGAGCUUAAGGCUGAAAUAUCUGCUUUAGCAGAGAAGGAGAACUCGCUAAAGGCGGAGAAGGCUCAGGAUGAAAUAAGGAGUGCCCAAUGCGCGAGAUCUGAGCCGAUGCCAACUUGUUUAAAUGAACAAAUUCUGCCGGUUACAAACCACAUCCAAUCUGUUUGUGAUGUUGAAGGCGAGGAAAUGAUCUUUAACAAGAUACAACAUGUGACCACUUCUGUUGAGCCUGCUAAAAUGUGGAUUGGGCAAGCAUGUCAGACGCUGCCUAAAAUGGAUAGCCUGGGUUUUACUGCAGCUGUUUGUGCAGAGGUUGGCAGGGUGCUGGGCACCCAAUGGCCGUCCCAUGGUUUUCAUCACCCACAAUCCUUUACAGGAGUUGAGAGAAUGAAUCAUUUUUUGAAGGAAAGUUAUGAUAAAGGCCACCAGGAAGGUUUUCCUUGGUUUGUGCCAUUGCCACCGGUCGUGUGCAGUAUGAGUCCUACCAACAACAAAGAGACAGGACUUGGCCCGCUUGAAGUUGUGACUGGAAAACCUAUGUCUUCACUUGUUUUGUGUACUGCGAUUGUACAUUUGGGAUCAGAUGCUUUGAGUGCAUAUUGUUCUGAAUUGGCUAAAACAUUCAAAACAGCAGGCCAUCAGUUGACAAUGGAGUGUCACAAGCAUCUUGACGGGGGACACUCCCUACCUGGCCAUUGGGCGAUGAUUAACAACCCACUCAGUGUAGUCUUUGAAGCUAAUUGGGAAGGGCCAUUCCACACGUUGUUAGCAACUGAUGCCGUCUCAGACGACCAUGGCUAAACCUUGAGUCCUGUCCUAGAAA